GAGCCGAAACUGGAGAACAAGGGGGUGAGACGAUUACGCCUGAAGUUGACGUUGAAGGAAUGGGGCAGCUCUUUGUUAACCAGCAUUACGCCAUGUUUGAUGACCCAGAUCAGAGGCAAAGUCUGGCGUCAAGAUAUACGGAGGAAUCAAAAAUGAUAUGUGAAGGAGCCCUUGUCAUUGGAUCAACGAAUAUUAUGGAGAAACUUAAAACAUUAGCCAGCCAAACCUUUCAGCACUUUCCAACUGCCAUCAAUUGCCUGGCCAUACCGGAUGAUCAGAUCAUGAUCCAAGUAGUCGGAAAACUGGAAAUUCAUGAAAAAACCGCUCAUACCUUCGCCCACACCUUCAUAUUGAAGUUCAUUAAUACUGACUUCGUCAUUCAAUACGAAAUCUUUGCACGAAACCAAAAGCCAUGGGGCUCCCGCGGAGAUCUUUCGUGCCCGCUGUCCCACACGGGCUAUGCUCAUGUUGGGGACGUGACUGAAAACCCCUUGUUUUAU
Molecule: messenger RNA, 500 nt
Organism: Darwinula stevensoni
Lineage: Eukaryota; Metazoa; Arthropoda; Ostracoda; Podocopida; Darwinulidae
Source: the annotation of a GenBank genome assembly